ACUGGUGUCUGCUGCUCCUCUGGUUCCCUCAGAGCUCCUCCAGAUUGGUAGAGAAGGCCAUCUGCUCCUGUGGUUUAUCAGGAUUUUAUGUUCUGAGCUCCGGGCCAACUGUGGACACACUCGUAUGGCCCUCGACCCAAAUAACACGUCUGCAGAGCGGCUUAGCACAACAUGAGCGCGGCACAACAGAACCACUUCUCCCCCUGAACAGCAUUGAUUACACUGAGCUCAUGGAGUCCGUGGUGAAAGUGAAGAAGUGCUUUCAGAAGCCCAUGAGGAAGCUGACGAGCUGCGUGCUGAGGCAGGAGGAAAAGAGGCUCUGCUCUGGACACAGGGCAACAAGAGGUAGAGGGUCCGGCACCAGGAGGAGGAGGAAGGACCCUCUGAGACAGACCCCCCCUCGCUCCUACCAGGCCGACCUCGACAAGGAGAGGAAGCUGAGGGAAGCGAUGAAUGCUCAGAAGAACGCAGAGAGAGCUGCCAUGAGAGCGCACUUCAGGAGGAAAUACCAACUGUCUGAGGACCCUCAGGACCGGUACCACCUGCGCUCUGUCGGGGGGAAAGUGGCGCUGCCUCGUGAGCUGUCCAAGAUCAUUUGUCCUGAAGCUCAGACCAAGGACGAACGUUUCGACCUGCUCAGCGCCUUCCAAGGACUCAGCCUCAGCCCAGUGAUCGGAGCCAGCGGCCCGAGUGCAGACGGCUGCAGAGUCAUGUGACCUGAGUCUGCAGAGUCAUGUGACCUCAUCAUUUAAGUCUACAGAGUCAUGUGACCUCAUCUGUAG
Molecule: messenger RNA, 782 nt
Organism: Periophthalmus magnuspinnatus
Lineage: Eukaryota; Metazoa; Chordata; Actinopteri; Gobiiformes; Gobiidae
Product: complexin-3-like
Exons: 5
Coding region: 231-716 (161 amino acids)
Biological process (GO): synaptic vesicle exocytosis; regulation of neurotransmitter secretion; neurotransmitter transport
Cellular component (GO): terminal bouton; SNARE complex
Molecular function (GO): syntaxin binding
Source: RefSeq, a predicted model, not a curated record